AUGACGAUGGUCAUACUCGGCUUGCCGGAUAAGACUGAAGUCAUCCUGACUAGGCUGAAGGAGGGACUAAAAUCCGUCCUUCUGGUGCUGGGCUUGAACGCAAAGUCCAGGGACUGGUUGAGGGGGGCUGGCCCCAUGGCCCACUAUGGACUCAGAAGGGUGACCUUCAGGGAAACCCGACCGAGUACCCGCGAGGGACAGGGGGUCCCAGCGCCCACUGGCCAGGCGACAUCGGUGGCUAGGGACCCCGGGGGCGAGGCCACGUCCACCGCAAAAGUAAGUAGUGAGGGAGGGAAGGACCUCAAAAGCUCGUGGACUCAGGUCCUCAGAACAGGGCACACGAGCCGAGGGGUACCGCCCUACAAAAAAGUAGAAGGGGGAUCGAGCAGGCCUAGGGGGCGCCCGCCUAGGGCCUGCAAGAGAGGCAGGGCAGGGCUGGCUGACGUGGCAGCGGGGCGUGAGUACAUCCGAAUGGCAGGCAGUCCUAUGACCGCAGGCUGGAUUAACUUCGCGCAGAAUAACUUGCAACACUGCAAAGCGGCCUCAGCUGUACAUAGCAGGGACCUUGCAAGAACCAUGGGUAUUCAAGGGGCUUGUAACAGAGACCUGGUGGCAGUAUUAGUGAGACAAAAGUUUGCCCGGGGAGGGACCACCGACAUGACCGUGGCAUCAGCAUACCUGCCCUACGACUCGAAGGAUCCACCACCUACGGAGAAACUCAAGGCGCUGGUAAGGAGGGCAGUAGCUCUAUUGGAGUACCUCACCCUGGAGCGGCUGGAAAUCCUCAAUAGGGGAUCGAAGCCCACAUUCAUCAACUCCCUUAGAUGGGAGGUGAUUGACCCAACUCUGUGCACCAACGGGGACGCGGCAUGGAAACCGAAGGUCAUGUACAGGAACCCUAGGGCAACCGACUGGACCUCCUACAGAGAGGAGCUAGCAAAGGUACUCAGGGGCUUCUGCUGCAAACUAAGAGCGAUAAGCAUGGUUGAAGGUGCAGAAGGUACCCUAAAGACUGCCAUCAACCAGGCUCACGAAGCAGCGUGCCCUACAAGGCAGCGGAAAUGCAGCAAAACGGUGACCUGGUGGAAUAAGGAGCUGGGCCAAAUAAGGACCAGAUCCCAAAAACUACUCAACAGGGCCCUUAAGACAGGUGCAGACUCGGACUGGAAAGCUACUCAGAAGACGUACAAGAAAAAGAUCAAAAAGUCAAAGAAGGACGGCUGGAGGGAUUUCUGCAGCGAGACCGAGGACCUGUCACUGAUAGUUAGGCUUCGCAAGGUGUUCACCUCCGGCCCGCUAAUCAAGCUGGACGGGUUAGCCCUGCCCGAUGGCAGAACAGCCGAAAACCAGACAAAAAUCCUAACCCACAUGCUGGAAACCCAUUUCCCCGGGUCGUUACCGGCCGGCGGGGAACUGCCCAUAAGGGCGAGCUCAACCCGUGCCGGGCGCGGGACGAUGGACUGGAAAACAGCUGCGGAGAUUGUGACACCAGACAGAGCCAAAUGGGCAAUCGAUACCGUCGAUAAGUUCGAAAGCCCAGGAGCUGACGGGAUCUUUCCUGCACUCUUACAGGAGGGCGGAAAGGACCCAGCCAUCAGGCUAAGCAUCAUCUUCAGGUCCUGUCUGGCAAUGAGAUGCGUCCCCAUGGCUUGGCGGGACGUCAAGGUUGUCUUCAUCCCCAAGCCGGGAAAGGGACACUACGACGUAGCCAAGUCCUGGAGACCAAUCAGCCUAACGUUUUUCCUACUUGAAACGCUGGAGAGGCUGGUGGACAGAUACAUAAGAGACGGGGCACUGGUAGAAAGACCAAUCGCACACACACAGCACGCGUAUCAACCAGGCAAAUCCACGAAGACGGCUCUUUACUCCCUCAUAAGGGAAUUGGAGGGGCCACUCUCCCGGAAAGGCGCUGCAGCUUUAUGCGUGUUCAUGGACGUGGAGGGAGCUUUCGAUAACACAUCCUCCAACGCUAUAUGUGAAGCAGCAUCCAGGUUCAGAAUCAACAGCAUGGUUGUUGAGUGGAUCAGGAACAUGCUGCAGACAAGGACGGUCACUGCCAGUCUCGGUGGGACCGAGGUUAGAGCUCAGGUCGACAGGAGCUGCCUGCAGGGCAGAGUACUCUCCCCCCUCCUGUGGACCCUGGUAGUGGAUAGGCUUCUGACGGGGCUCAGCGAGAUUGGAGUGACGGCAGUGGGCUACGCUGACGAUAUAGCUCCGGUCGUCACAGGCGAUCACCCACAACGUAUGACGAAUAGGAUGCAAAAAGCACUCGACCUCGUACAAGAUUGGCGCACAUCGCAGUCGCUCAGGAUCAACCCGGGCAAGACCGAAAUGGUACUGUUUACGAGGAAACGACGUUUCGACCUAGGACCGAUCAGGAUCUUUGGAGCGGAACUGACUCGUUUCACGGAGGCCCAGAAGGCCACAGCUACUCUCUGGGCCUGCAAAAGGAUGUUAGGCCAGACAUGGGGGCUGAGGCCGAGAACGGUGAAGUGGAUUCAGACGGCAAUCUCACCUCCACAGAUCACAUACGCUGCCGUGAUAUGGUGGCCUGCUACAGGCAGAGCCAACAACCGUAAGGCUCUAGAAAGGGUCUACAGACUAGCGACCUUGAGGAUAACGGGUGCCAUGAGAACAACCCCUACACUCGCCAUGGGGGCUCUCUUCAACUUGACGCCUCCACACAUAGCGGUGGAGACGGAGGCAUGGAGGGCAGCCCUUCGACUCAGAUUCUCUGGGUUAUGGCGAGGCUCGGGCAGGGGGCACACGUCUAUACUCCAACCAAUAAAGGAGUUGAUCAAAGAAGACAUCUCCUGGGAGAAGGAUAAAUUUGCGCUCCUUCACCCAAAAGGGCUCGUCUGGUUUACUGACGGGUCAAAGAAAAGAGGAGGAGCGGAAACUGGAAUAUGGUCCAAAGGACCCAGGCAAAGCAUGUCGCUGGCACUAAGGAACACCGCUACAGUAUUUCAGGCAAAGGUGUUCGCUAUACUCCCCUGCGUCAGGGAAAUCCUGACGCUGGAAUACAGAGGCAAGCACAUCUUCAUCUGCAGUGACAGCAGAGCAGCGCUUAGAUCGAUUGACGCUUGCGUGGUGAGAUCUAAGCUCGUGCAGGAAUGCACAGCUCUGCUAAGGCAACUAGCGCAAACAAACCGCGUGAAACUGCUCUGGGUGCCGGCGCACGAAGUCAUCAAGGGUAACAUCGAAGCAGACCGACUAGCUAAGAAGGGAGCUUCACGACAUGGCCCAGACAGGGGCUGCCAAAUCGAAGUCCCUACGAAACAUAUCAAAAAACUAGCAAAGAGGAUUGCUAGGGAUAAGCCCGCAGAGCUUUGGGGCAAUGCUCCGGGCAUGCUUCACACGAGGGGCCUGUUGAAAGGACCCUCGAGCGGGCUCACUGAGGAGCUGAUCGAACUAAGCAGAACCGAACUGAGGAGUGUAACAGGGCUUAUCACGGGCCACUGGUACACGGGCAAACACCUCGUCCACCUUGAACUCAGGGAAGAGGCGAGCUGUCCCAGGUGUGGUGAAGAAGCGGAAGCACCACAGCACCUCUUAGCGUGGUGUGGGGUCUAG
Messenger RNA from Athalia rosae (coleseed sawfly), 3573 nucleotides. RefSeq lists its product as uncharacterized. Gene Ontology annotation, molecular function: nucleic acid binding; RNA-DNA hybrid ribonuclease activity. The coding region runs from base 1 to 3573 and encodes 1190 amino acids. The record is from RefSeq and is a predicted model, not a curated record. The transcript is spliced from 8 exons. NCBI's taxonomy places the organism in Eukaryota, Metazoa, Arthropoda, Insecta, Hymenoptera, Athaliidae.